AUGGGUUUAAUUCAUAAGAAAUUAUUUAUUUUAUUCGCUCUAUCUAUUUAUAUUCUUUUAUGGAUGUUAGUUGGAUUUUUUAAACGAUCAAUUAAUUCACAAUAUUAUCAAAAUCAUAUUUUGAAUUCAAAUAUUUCUUUGGUUCUUGAAUAUAUAUCAAAAUUAAAUAUUAAUUUAUUAUUAAUUGAUCCAAUCGUACUUGAUUAUCUUUUUAUUCGUCGUUUAUCUUUACAAAAACGUUUAAUUACAUUUGGUAUUUCAAAUGAAUCAAUUCCAUUUCUUGAUCCAUUAUUUUCUAUACAAAACUUUUCUAUUACACUUUCAACAAAUAUAAAGAAAAAAUCUAUCGAUCAUAUAUUUAUUGAGUAUAAUCAACAGAUUAUUCAUUUAGCUAUUUUACACAAACAAAAUUCUUAUUUUCUUAUACAUAAAAAUACUGCACAAUUACCAAUAGACAUAAAACUUUCAUAUGGUGAUACACUUCGUAUUCUUGAACCUUUUGAAUCAGUAUUAAUCGAAAAUAAAUUUUCAUUUCCUCGAAAUGUUUCACAUUUUUUAUGGUUAUAUAAUACAUCAGAAUUUAUUGAAUGUAAUCAAAAUUUAGCAAAUCAUAUGGAAAAUAAAUAUAGUUUAUAUCAAAAUAAAAGUCAAUUAAAUUUAACUAUUUUACCAAUGAGAACAAUUGUCAAUGCAUUGAAUAAUCUUGAAAAACAUCAUUGGCUUGCCGGUGGAACUUUACUUGGUUGGUAUCGUCAUUGUGGUUUGAUACCAUAUACUCAAGAUAUGGAUUUUGGUCUUUUUGCUGAGGAAUAUGAUGACAGUAUACGAAAUUAUUUUCUUGGAAAUCCUACAAUUUAUCUCUGGGGAACAUUAGGACUUGUUAAUGAUUCUUUGGAAUUUCGUCUUUUCACGGGUUCUUAUACAUUUGAUCUGUUUUGGGCAUAUCGUGAAGGUAAUUAUCGAUGGUAUGGUUAUCAAAUAAAUCGAACUAAAUAUAAACGAAAAAUUCCAUUAAUUCGAAGACUUUGUUCAUGUGAUUUAUUUGGUUAUCGUUUUUCUGUUCCAUGUUCACCAAUAAAUUAUCUUAAUAAUGAAUAUGGAUAUGAAAAAUGGAAAAUUCCAUUAGAAAAAAAUUAUACAUGGAUUAAUGUCAAAUAUAAUUCUAUAUGGAAUGAUAUAUCAUGGAUGUAUGCAGUACGUUUAUAUACACGAGAAGGAAAAGUUCGUACAGAUAAAUAUGCUAUUGAUUGGAUUGCAAAUCAAUUUAAUUAUUCAUUAAAAACAAUUCCAACAUUUCUAAAUAUUUCAUCAAAUAAAUCAGUAACUUUUCUACCAGUUAAAAAUUAA
Messenger RNA from Adineta steineri, 1347 nucleotides. NCBI's taxonomy places the organism in Eukaryota, Metazoa, Rotifera, Eurotatoria, Adinetida, Adinetidae. The record is from the annotation of a GenBank genome assembly.